UGUCGUAUCGCGCCGAGCAGAAAGACAACAUUAAGUUGACAAUGGCAGAAGUAGCUCCAGCUCCCGCCGCCGCCGCCGCCGCCGCCCCGGCUAAAGCAGCCAAGAAGAAGGUUUCCAAACCGAAGAAGGCCGGCCCCAGCGUCAGCGAGCUCAUCCUGAAAACUGUGGCCGCAUCCAAGGAGCGCAGCGGCGUGUCUGCGGCCGCCCUCAAGAAGGCUCUGGCUGCCGGAGGCUACGAUGUGGAGAAGAACAAGGCCCGCGUCAAGACCGCCAUCAAGGGCCUGGUGGCCAAAGGGACUCUGGUCCAGACCAAGGGGACCGGGGCCUCCGGAUCCUUCAAGAUGAGCAAGAAGACGGCCGAGCCCGCAGCCAAGAAGAAGAAGCCGGCAGCAGCAGUCAAGAAAGCCUCCGCUCCUAAAGCCAAGAAGCCCGCAGCAGCAGCAGCAGGAGCAGGAGCAGGAGCCAAGAAAGGCAAAGCAGCAGCGGCCAAAAAGCCCAAAGCAGCGGCCGCCAAGAAGCCCGCAGCCGCUAAGAAGUCCCCGAAGAAGGCCAAGAAACCCGCGGCAGCGGCGGCAGCCAAGAAAGCCGUGGCCAAGAGCCCCAAGAAGGCCACCAAGAGCCCCAAGAAGGUGGUGAAGAAAGCUCCUGCAGCCAAGAAAGCCCCCGCAAAGAAGGCUGCAAAGCCCAAAGCCAAGAAGGCAGCACCCAAGAAGAAGUGAGCUGUCAGCAGUCUGAAUGUGUCCGACUAAAGGCUCUUUUAAGAGCCACCAACACUCACCUUAAAGAGCAAGGUCCUGGUUAUUAUUGUUACUGUUGUUGUUAUCUCCAGAUGUUAGGAGGUUUUCUAUUAUUGUUACAAUGUAACCUGAGCUGAGGCUGUCUGUCAACACUGAUGAAGACAUAUAAAGGUAAAAUGUAUCAUAAUGUAUUAUAGAAAACAAAUAUCUGAGGAGAGCCAGUCAGCUAAUUUAUAUUUUUCACUCUUUUAUAUUUGAGGAUUUUUUUGUAUAGUGAUUGUAUGAAACAUAAAAUAUUAGAACAUGAAGGAGAAAACAACUUUACUCACUUUACUAAGAGUGAGACAAACUAACCUGAAUACAGAAAUCUUCACAUUGGAUUUACAGUAAUAAUAAUUUGUUUUGUGUAACCUAAAACUCAUAAUUAAUCAGUGUUACGGUUAUACGAGAACAAUAACAUUUUAGUUUUUAUAACAGUGACAUGAUAAUCAAACUGACCCUGGAACAUAAUGAGCAUAUUGAACAUAUAACAUGUCUUUAUGUCUAAUACAUCUUUAGGCCGUUAACAU
This is a messenger RNA of Dicentrarchus labrax (European seabass), 1306 nucleotides long. Its product is annotated as histone H1-like. Gene Ontology annotation, molecular function: DNA binding; structural constituent of chromatin. The coding region runs from base 42 to 719 and encodes 225 amino acids. Gene Ontology annotation, cellular component: nucleosome. The transcript has a single exon. Lineage: Eukaryota; Metazoa; Chordata; Actinopteri; Moronidae. Gene Ontology annotation, biological process: nucleosome assembly. The record is from RefSeq and is a predicted model, not a curated record.